AUGAACUUGGAGUCGUCCUGGGUUCUGUGGCAGAACGGCAACGAUGAUUCGAACAUCAGGAGCUGGGGAGAAGACAUUCUAGAGGUUGGUGAGGUUUCGACAGUUCCUGAGUUUCUGUAUAUGUGUGACAUGAUAGUUAAAAACGGAGUGGAGAAUCUGUGCUCUAUGAAUCUGUUUAAGAAGGGGAUCAAGCCAAUGUGGGAAGAUGAGGCAAAUGUGAAUGGAGGAAGACUGAUUCUUGACAUACCUAUGAUGACUCGUGAGGACCUGAAUGGCAUUUGGAAAAAGACAAUGGCGUUCUGUGUAUCAAAUUGCAUUGAGAACAUCUGUGGAUGUGUUUUUAAUGAGAAGCAGUCAGUAUACAAGAUAUCGAUAUGGUUUGGAAGAGACUAUAACCAGGACAUGAUUAAGGAGAAAUGGGAAAGUGUGCUUGGAAACAUCAACCUGCCAAUAUACUCUUUUCUGCACAAGAAGUCUCUGGACGGUACAAAGGGAGGAAAGAAGAAGUGGGGAGGAAAGAGAGAGAAGUAG
This is a messenger RNA of Ordospora colligata OC4, 531 nucleotides long. RefSeq names its product translation initiation factor 4E. Bases 1 to 531 code for a protein of 176 amino acids. Lineage: Eukaryota; Fungi; Microsporidia; Ordosporidae. The transcript has a single exon. Gene Ontology annotation, biological process: translational initiation. The record is from RefSeq and is a predicted model, not a curated record. Gene Ontology annotation, molecular function: RNA 7-methylguanosine cap binding; translation initiation factor activity. Gene Ontology annotation, cellular component: eukaryotic translation initiation factor 4F complex.